Molecule: messenger RNA, 1437 nt
Organism: Elaeis guineensis (African oil palm)
Lineage: Eukaryota; Viridiplantae; Streptophyta; Magnoliopsida; Arecales; Arecaceae
Biological process (GO): regulation of DNA-templated transcription
Molecular function (GO): DNA-binding transcription factor activity; protein dimerization activity
Source: RefSeq, a predicted model, not a curated record
UGAGCUCCAUCUCUUCCUCUUCAUCAUGUUCGCUCUCGGAUUAAGGUUUUCAGACUGAGGGUUAGACUUUAGAGAGAGAGAGAAAUGGAGAGAGAGAUCCCGACGGGAGUUCUCGUUUCCUCCGCCAACGCGGCUGCUAUCGCCGCCGAGGAAAGGCGGAGGACCGUUCCCAUGCUCCCCACCGCUGCAAGCUUCCCGGCCGGAGCCCUGCCAUUCUACGCCAUUGAAUCUGGCGUUUCCUCUUCCCAGAUCGGGUGCUCGCCUGCUCCAUAUCCGGACCAGCUCGAUUUCGGCUUCUUCGCGGAGGACCUUGCCGCCCUUCCUCAGUGCCACCUCGUCGAGUGCAUCGCCUGCAUGGAUCCCCGCCUCAAGCUGAAAAGCCCCAAGGUCGAGCCACCGGCGAACGGGAAACAGGCCUGGAUCUCGCCGGAGAUCGGGUCCUACGGAUUCCACCGCCUCCCGGGCCUCCAGUCUCUGGAGCCGCUUCCGGAAGCAGCGAAGAAAUCCCCCAUUUCACCGCGCCUGUCCGGCGAUCUGAUCUCCAUCAUCGAGUUGUCUCAUAAGCGGUUCCACCCAUCUUCUCCGCCCACAACUCAUGCCCCUUCACCACCACCGCCGCCGCCGUUAAGGUCUCCUUCCACUUGCUAUGCCUUCCAACGACGAGGGGCAGCAGCGCGAAACCUGAGGCCGGCGGUGCCAUCGAGUGAGAUCGCGCGACAGAGGCGGAAGAGGAUCAGCGACCGGACGCGGAUUCUGGAGACGCUGAUGCCGUGGGAGCGGCGGAUGGACACGGGGACGAUGCUCCAGGAGGCGCACAAGUACGUGCAGUUCUUGGAGGCCCAGGUGACGGCGCUCCAGACGAUGCCGUGCUCGUCCGGGUUCGCGCCGGUCCAUCUCCCGGCGGGCAGGUUCCGUGGGCUGGAGCUGCUGAACCGGCAGCAGUUGUUGCAGGUGAUGAUGAACUCGCCAGUGGUGCAGGACAUGCUGUACCAGAAGGGUUUGUGCGUGUUCUCGGCGGAGCAGGUGGCGGCGCUCCGGCAGGCGGAGGAGCAACGCCCGCAGGUGAUCCGGCUCCUCAGCUCCAGCGUCACUAAAUGAGUACCGUCUUUCGUACCACGCACGAUACGGACGCCACCAGGUUGCUUACAGCUAGCUGUCUUUUUUUCUAAAAAUGGAAAAUCGCGUCGAUGGUUGAGACUUGGGACGAUGUCGUGUUCUAUUUUGGGUGGUCUUUUCAGUGGUCCCGAUAUCAUGGUGUACUGGUUAAGUAGAAUUAACGAGCUUCUUUCUUCGUUUUACCCCUUUUUUUUGAAAGUUGCAGAUGAUAGAUAAUGAAGGGUUAAAGAUAGUUAAUGGCUAUGAUGUAACCGUUUUAUGAUAGUUUACGAGUACCUAAGAUCUGAAAAAUUAAAGAGUCCGCUUUUUUGGAGGAGUUCG